AUGUGCCUCGCAGCAGUAGAACUUCUCAGUUCCAGAGGUCCUUUAUUCCUCAUACCGUUGGACAGAGGAACUCUCCCUGAGGAGGUCGUGCAAUUGGAACUUCAAAAGUUCAAGCGAAGAUACAAAGCAUUAAUAGAUACCUUACUCCACAAUGGUCGAACGCUUCACUCUCGCUUCAAGAUUCCCAUCAACAUCACUCCUGAAUCCACUUGCCAGGUGUCUGACCAACAUGCAAGUGCACAGCUCUUCAGGAUGACAGACUUGAUCAUAAUUGAUGAAGUCAGCCAAGGUGACAAACUGUUAUUCGAAUGUUUGGAUCGAUCAUUGCGUAACAUUAGGAAGAAUCAAGAGUUGUUUGGAGGAAUCUACGUUCUGUUUGUUGGUGAUUGGAAGCAAAUUCUUCCCGUUGUGAAACGCGGAAGUCGAGCACAGAUAGUCAACGCAAACUUGAAGACAUCAUACAUCUGGAAGUCAGUAACAGAACUGAAACUAUCACUCAACAUGAGAGUUCGCAAUUCAUCCGAUGCCACCUUUGCGAUCUAUCUCAGAGACAUAGGAUCAGGGAACUGUUCGUACAUUGAGCCUCCGAGAAAUACGAUUGAAGUUCGCCCUGAAUUUGUGCUAUAA
Molecule: messenger RNA, 627 nt
Organism: Macrobrachium nipponense
Lineage: Eukaryota; Metazoa; Arthropoda; Malacostraca; Decapoda; Palaemonidae
Product: ATP-dependent DNA helicase PIF1-like
Exons: 2
Coding region: 1-627 (208 amino acids)
Biological process (GO): telomere maintenance; DNA repair
Molecular function (GO): DNA helicase activity
Source: RefSeq, a predicted model, not a curated record